CUGAGAAUGGUGCAAAAUACCUUGACGUAUUCCAUCGUGAAGAAAUAUAAAAAUUUCACUAUAGAAGAGAGGGCUCUUGCUUAGAAGAAUAAAAUAAUCUUGUUCCAUGUUUCUUAUUUCCUUCACCAUGUUGCCAUGAAACCAGAUGAAUUCUCCCAUGGUGUUACGGAGCAGUGGAGCAAAUAUCGAGAAAUCACAAUUUCUCCAUGGUGACAUUAUACUUCGAUUUAUUUACAGUGUUCAUUGACGUUUGAUCAGCUGUUAUAGUGUCAUCUAAUUGUGAGCUUAGACGUUCUACUGCAGAUGUCAUGCAAGCUUCCGAUUUGACGACACCGCCACAGCGUAUUUACUACAACAGACUAUGUUUAAAUUGAAGUAUUCCAUCAUGAACGGUCUUUGAAAGAAAUUGUAUCAAAGAAUUUACAAGGGGAAACACGCACACAUCUGACCGUCACUGACGGUGACGUUUAACCACGUUUAACUGGUCAGGUUGAACGUAUUUGUGGUCGUAAUUAAAAUGCAUGAGGCUCAUUAAUGUUGUAACGUUAGUGCACAACAGUUUUUUUUGGAAAUAAAAUAUACCAUGGCAACUUCUGACAGUGAAGAUUUUGAAAGUGCUGAUGAAGAUUGGGAAGAAGGAACAGAUUCUGUUAAAGAAAACUUAAAACAAGAUUCUACUUCAAUUAAAGCAGCUCUGAAUUCCAAAUCUCCUUCUGUCAAUAUAACAGAAGAGCCAUCUUCAGAGAAAAUCAUUUCAAAAGUUCAAGAAAAUUUAAUACAAAAACCUCUGGAAAAGAAGGUAAUUAUUCAAGAAACUAAAUUGGAGACUAGAGCAAUUCAUACUGAAUCAACAGAAGAGGAACAUGUGAUUAAGAAUUUGAAACAGGUGUCUCUUGCUGAAGGAGAUAAUAAUUCUGUAAAGGUUGAUAAUAAAAAAAUAUCCAGUAAUGGUGACAGUGACAAAGAAACAAAACAAUCUGAUCCUUAUGUUAUGGGAGAUCAUAGUCCAGUUGUUAAAUGUGCAAGUAGUAAACCAUUACCUAAUGAGGAUGUAGUCCAGGAAGUAAAGCAUUCUGAAACUCUUGUCAAGACAGACAGCAAAUAUUCAGAAGUAGGACAAGAUAUAAAGUUUAAGUCAAAAAAAUGUGAAACCGAUUCAAAUGUAGUAACAGCUGAUUCUGUUCUUGAAGGAGAAACUGAUGGUUGGGAAUGUGAAGAUGAAGAUUUAAUUGAUGAUCUUAUUGCGGAGAGCAGUAGCGAUAUUAAAAUGGAUUCUGUUCAAUCUGACUCAGUUGCAAAAGAAAAAAUUUCUGAUGGAGGCAAGAGAGAUAGUGACAGCAAUAUCCAGAUGGAUGCUGUUCUCAAUAAACUGUCCGAUUCAGUAGAAAAUAAAAAAUCGGUUUCUGAUGGAGGUGGCAGCUGGGCUGGUUGGGGAAGUUGGGGUGUUACGUCUCUGUUGUCAACAGCUACAGAAAGUGUAAGCACUCUAACGAACCAAGUGUCACAAGGUUUAAGUACUGUACUUGAAACUGGUCUUGGUGUGCCAGAUCCAGAAGAAUUAGCCAAACAACAAAUUGAAGAAGAAAAAAAACUGUUAGUUGCUGACAAAGAGAGGAGUGAAUUGGAGGAGGAAGAAAAGAGAGAAGAAGAAAGCAGUGGCUUAUUUGGUUUUGGACGUGUUAUAUCAGGAGUGUCUAAGCUGGUUGAGACUGCUAGUACUAAAGUUGUGUCAGGCGGUUUGGAUACUUUGGAAACCAUAGGGAAGAAAACAAUGGAAGUUCUUCAAGAAGGAGAUCCAGGCCUAAGGAAGAAGAGAGCCAUCUUUUCUGAUAAAGUUGUUUUAUCUCAGAUUUUGAGAGAAGCAAAAGAUAAAGCAGAACUGGAAGACAAAGCCAUGAGAAAUACAGAAGAGGCACGAAAAGUUCAUUUUGAAACAUUAUUUGAUGAUUACCAUGGGUUGGUUCAUUUGGAGGCUUUAGAGAUGCUAUCUAAACAAUGCAACAUCAAACUACAGUCAGUUUUAAUAAAUACACCAUCUUCGGAUGUUGCUGAUCUUCAAGAAUCAAUUGCAGAAAUAAAAGAUCUUUGUCAACUGCCUGAUGAGGAAGAUGCAGAGGGAGCAAGUUUUGAAACUUUAGAAGUGAAGUUGGCUGACAUUGGCAAAGGGUUAGGAGUACCUGUUGCUAACCAGAAGCUUAUUAAAACUUGGCAAGAGAUAGACCAGUGGCUUCAGGAGUGCAGAAAUAAACAACGAUCUGCCAAGGAAGAGACUGUUGAAAAUGCUGAGUAUUCUGCUCCAUCUGCUCAAGAGAUUCAUCAAAAGGCUAUUGGGACUUUAGCUAGGCUGACAGCAGAGGCAGUUGAACAAUUUCACAAAACUGCUGAAUUACUGCUGGUGUAUGAGAAACGUAAUCCUUGUGAGGAAGCAAAGAUUUUACUUGAAAUGACAUCUGUUUUCUCAUUACAAGUUAGUACGUCUGCCACGGUAUUUUCUGAAAAUUUGAAUACAUGCUCAGAAUAUGCAGAGAAAAGUGAAAUUGUUAAUUCUCACAUUACUAAUGUGUUUUUAGAGGCUGCAAAUAGUAGCUCAUACAUUCAAGAAGCUUUCCAGCUACUGAUACCGGUUUUACAAGUCGGAGCUGUUUUACCCUAAUUUACAUAUUGUCACAUAAAGAGUUAAUGUUUUCUUCAUCAUGGCAUGCACUCUAAGGAAAUAAUUAUAUAUUACAGCAGGAAAUGGUCUUCAGCUUUUUUUGAAACCAUUGAUUAAGAAGAAAGAAUCUGAAAAAUAAAUGAAAAAAUGAAAUGAUUCCAGUGAAAAGCAAUUCAAGUUAUCAUUCCAUCCAAGGGUGUUCUUUUUCUGUGGAGUGGUUUUGAUUGCAGCGCAUAAGAUGUAGAAUGUAAUCUGUGAUUGAGUACGGCAGCCAAAGGAAUUUUCAAUAAUUUUUCUUAGUGCUAACAAUUUUUGUGUUCUAAUUACAUUUAUAUUUUCAUUUGCUAAGAAAAUUAAAUUUUAUAAUUCUUGGAAUUAUUAGUAAUAAUGUAAAUAACAGUUAUCUUUCAAUUGUAUGAGCAAAUUAUUUAAAAAAAUUAAGAAUCAUAUAUUCUAUUUCUUCCCAAGACAUUUUUUAUGAAUUGUCUACCCUAAAGAUUUCUUAAUAUUAAUGUUUGUUUAUAUGUUGCAUAUAUUUUAUCUAAUUCUCCCUUAAUAUAUCAUUUUAUUCAAGAUUAUAAUUUUAUUGUAUUUGUAUAGUACUAAGACAGGACUUGAUUUGACAAAAAGUUGAUUUACAAGCAAAUUUCAUUAUUUAUUUAAUUUUUUGUUGUUGAUAUUUUAAUUAUCCAGUGAAAUUUUGCAGUGUCCGGAUGAAAAGGAAUUAAGUUGCGAAACACUUUAAAGGACUUGUCACAUUAUUAUAAAUAAAAUCUUUAAUUUUGGUGAACCCUUGACCUUUGAAAAGCUUCUCCUGAAAAAUCAAGUUUUAUGACAUUGGGCUCUGCCUUAGUAUCACAGAUUUCUUCUUUCUGCUUUUUAAAAUUUCUGAUAAUGUUUUGGCAUUUUUCUUUCCUUUUACGAUUAAACUUAUGAUUAUGUUAUACUUUUGUAUUAUGAGAUGUAGGAAAGGAGCUGUUUACUUUUGGAUGGAGCUUCCUAUUAAAUGUUCAAAGAAUCAAAUUGCUGAGAAUUUGUGAUACUGUAAAACUUGUUGGAUUAUUGUAAGAACUAAUGUUUAUAACCUUGUACAUAUGUAUUAAAGUUGGGAUCAUAUUUAUGUUUUGUGAUGUUCUUCACCUUUUACAUAGCAAUUAAUGUAUUUAAAUGUUACUUGCAAAUGUGUGUGUCUAAAACAAGAGGAGGGGGUCAUAUUCCUGGACCACCUAUACCAACAAACCUUUUUAUUCAUAUAUGACUUAUUUUAUUAGUAAAUAUAUAAAACAUACUAGAAGGAAAAUUAAAUUAUCUUUUUUUUUGACAAAAUUUAAAAAUGCAAUUGAUUCAAUUCAAUUAUUUACAUGGUUGUCAGAUGGCAUGGAGAGCUUCUUCCUUGAAUGUCAUGUCACAAUCCCCUGCAUUGUCAGGUUAAAAAUGAGGAAAAUCAGGGAUUGAACAUAUUUACCAAAAUCAAAUGGUUUGUUACAAAAGGCUGUGAACCUCCUCUGAAGAGGGGCCAUGCCCACCCCUAUGCUCAUACCUAUGGUAACUUGGGACUUGAGGAACAAAUUGUGUUCUGGAAUACUUUGGGAAAUUAUACAUUUUUUCACCCUUCAUUCAAUGGAUUAUCUGAGAUAUUACAUUAGUUUUAAUACAACAGAGAGUGGUCACAAAGUAUUGUGAAACAAGAAUAAGACUAAUAAUUAUAGCAAGUGGAGCAGUGCAGUAUAUAAGGAAGCAUUUGCAAUAGGGAGUUUUAAUAAUUGAAGUUCAUUCUGCAGAUUGUAAUGUAGCAAAGGAAUAGUUAUUUUGAUCUAUCUGAGAAAUGAACCAUCAAAAAUGUGCAUUAAAAUGAUUUUUCUUUCUUGUUUUGUGAAUAAUAUUAAAUGGUGCUUAGUUAAUUAGAAACAUGUUAUACAUCUGCAGUUUCAAAUAUUUAAUUUGUUAUGAUCUUUUCAGGCUCAAAAUAAAGACUAUGGAUCAUAAUAAUUUUUAAAUGGAAAAUAUUCAGUUAUUUAUGCCCCAAGGGCAUUAUGAGGGUUUUAAUGAUUGUGUGGUGACAAAGUGUUCAAGGGCUUUUUGUCUUCCGAGAUCAUUAAAACCAGUUAUUUCCGGUACAUAUGUAAUUUUAUUUUUUACUUAGUUUUAUUGAAUUAGG
Molecule: messenger RNA, 4811 nt
Organism: Gryllus bimaculatus (two-spotted cricket)
Lineage: Eukaryota; Metazoa; Arthropoda; Insecta; Orthoptera; Gryllidae
Source: the annotation of a GenBank genome assembly